This is a messenger RNA of Limanda limanda (common dab), 1222 nucleotides long. RefSeq lists its product as uncharacterized. The record is from RefSeq and is a predicted model, not a curated record. NCBI's taxonomy places the organism in Eukaryota, Metazoa, Chordata, Actinopteri, Pleuronectiformes, Pleuronectidae. Bases 94 to 342 code for a protein of 82 amino acids. The transcript has 4 exons.
AGAUCAGUGAUAUCAGUGUGUGCUACGGUGCCGGGCUAACGGUUAUUCUCAGAUACAGGCACCUGCUGACAAAUACAGUGUGAGCGACUCAUCAUGGGAAACUGCACCUCAGGGACAAAGAAGAAAAGAAAAGAUGACUCUGCAGGAAAUGAUAAGCCUGCCGAGGAUGUGACGUACGCCUCGAUUGACCACAGCACUGCCAAAGGACCGAGAGCAUCCAGAGCUGUGAGUGAAGACUGUGAAUAUGCCACAGUUCAGGUCCCAGCAGCACUACAACCUGAACCUGAGUGUGGGUCAUCAUCCAAAGAAGAAUGUGGAGAUGAUUAUGUGCUGAUGGGGUGAAUAUGAAGUUCAUUUGGACCAUGGACGGAUGGAGAACUGGCAGAUAAUAUCAUACACUUGCAGUGUGAUGUUUGACUCAGACAUUUCAAGUUGAACUGAUCAAAUCUUGAUUUUCCAUGACGAAAAUGAGACAAAAUGAAAAAACAAAACCCUUCAUUUCCAACAGCAACUGUAGAAAAAUCCCCCCUGACAUGUUUCCCUUCACUUCUGAGGGAAUCUGACGUCUACAUUCCCCUGUGGUGUUUCUUUCUCAAGGACAAAUACGUGUCUUGCCUCUUUACAGCAGAAACCCAACCUCAGGAAAACGUGAAACUGACUUCCAAAAACAUGAACUUAAUAUCAGGAAGCACUAAGUCAGACUCGAGGACAUAAAGAUGCAAAAUGAUUAAUCGGUUCUUGGCCGUGUGUGUAUGUUUUUGUGUUAUAGUCAGAAUUACUGCACAUCACCUAGAAAAAUAUAUUAAAAGUUAAGAAUCUUUAUUUUUCAUGUUUUCAUCUGAAUUCCCGCAGCUUUGUGACCUUUGGAACACAUUAUCUAAGAGUAAUAGACAACUGAAAAUGGUGAGGAAUAAAAAAAUCCAUAAACCCAUUAAUAAUACCGUUUAUUCUGGUGGGGUUGAAAGUGGAACUGGAGCCAAUCUUCUAAAUAUUCUGAUUGAGCAGAUACAGGUUUGAUCUUCAUCACAGUCUCAAGCCUUUACUCCCCCUUUAACAACAGUUUCAGUUAUGUUCAGAUCUCAAAUACUUGCACAAUCAAUUGGCAAAAAACAAAUCAUUGAUGAUAAAAAUGAGGUGUUGAUAAAAUGUACACAUUUUAAAUCAUUUUUAAUGACAUAGUGCUUUCAAUACUGCUACUAUUGCACACCACUUAAACAUAAUA